Molecule: messenger RNA, 1647 nt
Organism: Xiphias gladius (swordfish)
Lineage: Eukaryota; Metazoa; Chordata; Actinopteri; Istiophoriformes; Xiphiidae
Product: CMRF35-like molecule 1
Exons: 6
Coding region: 47-1063 (338 amino acids)
Source: RefSeq, a predicted model, not a curated record
GAUUCCUGUACACUUGCUUCUUUUUUCUUUGCCGAUAAUUUUCAUUAUGAUAAAAAUCUACAUUUACGCUUAUCUCCUUUCAGCUCUGACUAUUGUGGAGACGAAGACUCUGAACAAAAAUGGCUAUGUUGGUAAAAAUGUGACAUUCAUUUGCUCAGGCUGGAACGUUUGGGUUGAUGUAAAAGUUAAUGUCAAGUAUCUUUGUCAAGAACCAUGCACAAAAGACAAAGACAUCAUCAUCAAAGCAGCGUUUGGAGAGAGUGAAUAUAAGAACAGAAUACACAUAAGUAACACAGCAGAAGGUUUGUUAGUGACCUUAACUGAUCUCCAAAUGUCAGACUCCAAAACAUAUCUUUGUGGAGUUGAGAAAUAUGGCUAUGAUUCAUUUAUAGAGGUGAAUCUUAAAGUCAUAGACAGUCCCGAAACAACUGCUAAAACAGUCACUGUUAGGUCUACCGUGUCAUUUGCUGCUAUGACCAGCUACAUUACGUCUUUAAGCAGCUCAGAUAUUAUUACAAAUAUGUCUAUGUCAUACACCCCCCUUCAUAUAACAACGACUACUGCAUAUACAAGACCAGGAGCUGGAAGUGUACAAUAUUUGAUUAUAGGUUACAUUGUUAUAAUAACCAUGUUGAUGGUCCUGCUGAAGUUUAAGGGGAGGAUGAUAAAGAAACAACUGAUGUCAAGUCCUGAUGGGCCACAAGAAGACACACAAAGGGAUGUUGAAUAUGAUGAAAUCAGAACUGAAGACCACCAAACUGAGAACCCACCUGUAACUGUCUCUACCGUGCACUUCUCCACUGACACUGAUCCCGACAGUCUCUAUGCUAAUUGUUACUACCACCAAGACACUGAAUUAGUGGCUGAGCCUGGCAGGUAUUCAAAAGAUGUUUCUUUAAAUUCAGCUUCCAGGUCUAAGGUCAAUCCAAGAGGGGCAUGUACAGAGAGCAGAGUCACAGGUCCCCAAAGUGAAUUUGUGUACUCUGUUGCUCAACAAUCAGAAAGCAACGAAGGUGACUCUCUCUAUUUUCUAGCUCAGUUACCAAAGGUAACCUGGAGGUAGCUACUGUCAAAAUAGAUAAAAAAUAACUUUUUGUAUGAUAUAUGAUUUUUUUAAAAUGUAAAUGUAGUGAUAUGAUGUAAUAAUAUCAAAGCUCUAUUUGUGGAGAAUUCAGUUGUAUUAAUAGUAAUAAAUUGAACGGAACUUGCUCUCUCAGAUACUGAUAUUUUUAGUUCGGUGAUUUGAAAGGUUCUGGUUCAAAUGUAUUGUAAAUUUAAAGGUAUUUGUGUCUUUUUAUAAACUUUUACUACAUGCAUUGGUCCUUCCGUAAACUGGUGUCUUUUUAUUUCACCAUUUAUUACAUUUUUAAAAAGUACAUUUAUCUUAGCAAGUUCAGUUUGAGAACUGAAACUUUGUAUUACAUGACCUUUGCCAAGGAGGUCAGGAGUUCUGUUGUCAACAUUACCCAUGGGAUACAUGUGAAACUAACUUUGCUCAACUUUGUUUUUAAUCCCUUUUUUGUGAAACACUUUGAUUUGCAUCUCUGUAUGAAGUUUGCUAUACAAAUUGAGUUAUUAAAUAACCAAUUUAGAGAAUUUUAAAAUUUGUAUUUUUGUAUUUGAAUACAAUUUUGAUUUGAUUUGUAC